Molecule: messenger RNA, 2163 nt
Organism: Rhododendron vialii
Lineage: Eukaryota; Viridiplantae; Streptophyta; Magnoliopsida; Ericales; Ericaceae
Product: auxin transporter-like protein 2
Exons: 8
Coding region: 313-1779 (488 amino acids)
Cellular component (GO): plasma membrane
Source: RefSeq, a predicted model, not a curated record
AAUGUAGUACUCCAGUAAUGUGCCUUUCGAAAACAGCCUUUCCCACUCUCCAAGAUCUCUCCUCCUCUCCCCUCUACAAAAUGUCUUGCGUGUCUGUCUCUAUAUAUACAUAGAAAAUGGAGUAGAAUAGAAUAGAGACACCAACCCCCAUAAACCCAACACUCAGCUCUUAAAUCCAUAUUCAUUCUCAAUUCCAUGUUCUAGUAGAACACACCCCCACUUCGUUAAAAGCUCACAUUGUAGGAACCAGGAAUAACCCAAAAAAUUUAGAGAGAGAGAGAGAGAGAGAGAGAGAGAGAGAGAGAGAGAGAGAUGGAGUCUGAGAAAGUUGUGGAGACGGUGGUUGCAGGGAAUUAUGUGGCGAUGGAGACUGAAGGAGGGAAGCGUAAGGACAUGAAGACGAGGGUUUAUAACCUCUUCUGGCAUGGUGGCUCUGUUUAUGAUGCUUGGUUUAGCUGUGCUUCAAAUCAGGUGGCUCAGGUGCUGCUGACACUGCCAUACUCAUUUUCACAGCUUGGGAUGCUCUCUGGUGUCCUAUUCCAGAUCUUCUACGGGUUGAUGGGUAGCUGGACAGCUUAUCUUAUCAGCACUCUCUAUGUGGAGUACAGAACCAGAAAAGAAAGGGAGAAAGUUGAUUUCAGAAACCAUGUCAUUCAGUGGUUUGAGGUUCUUGAUGGGUUGCUUGGAAAGCAUUGGAGGAACGUGGGUUUGGCAUUUAAUUGCACUUUUCUUCUGUUUGGAUCUGUUAUUCAACUCAUUGCCUGCGCAAGCAAUAUAUAUUACAUAAAUGACAAUCUGGACAAGAGAACCUGGACUUACAUCUUCGGAGCUUGUUGUGCAACCACUGUCUUCGUCCCUUCAUUUCGCAACUACCGAAUCUGGUCCUUCCUGGGGUUAUUAAUGACCACUUACACAGCUUGGUACCUAACCAUUGCUUCACUACUCCAUGGGCAGGUGGAGGGGGUGAAACAUUCAGGACCAGCCAAGAUGGUACUCUACUUCACAGGGGCCACAAACAUUCUCUACACCUUCGGGGGACAUGCCGUUACUGUAGAGAUCAUGCAUGCGAUGUGGAAGCCACAAAAGUUCAAGGCCAUAUACUUGUUCGCUACCCUCUAUGUGAUGACUUUGACCCUUCCCUCCGCAUCAGCUGUUUACUGGGCAUUUGGGGACUUGCUUCUCAACCACUCCAAUGCUUUUGCUCUCCUCCCAACAUCUCCCUUCAGAGAUAUGGCUGUCAUUCUCAUGCUCAUCCAUCAGUUUAUUACAUUUGGAUUUGCAUGCACCCCUUUGUAUUUCGUGUGGGAGAAGGCCAUAGGGAUGCACGAAUGCAAAAGCUUGUGUAAGCGUGCGGCAGCGAGAUUGCCUGUUGUUAUCCCCAUAUGGUUCUUGGCCAUCAUCUUCCCCUUCUUUGGUCCCAUCAACUCCACCGUCGGAUCGCUCCUCGUUAGCUUCACAGUCUACAUAAUCCCCGCUCUCGCCCACAUGAUCACCUUCAAAUCAGCCGCUGCCCGCGAGAGUGCGGUGGAGCAACCGCCGAGGUUCUUGGGACGGUGGGCCGGCGCGUACACGAUCAAUGUGUUUGUGGUGGUGUGGGUAUUUGUUGUUGGGUUUGGAUUCGGCGGAUGGGCUAGCAUGACAAACUUCAUCCGCCAAAUUGACACAUUUGGUUUGUUCACCAAGUGCUACCAGUGCCCUCCUCCCCAGUUCCCAUUACCGCCACACCUCAACUCCACCGCUCUUGCUCCAUCACCAGCCAACUUCUACCACCACCUGUGAGCCGUCGGCCCCUCCUUUGGUUGUUGAACCAUGUCAGAAGCUGUGAUCAUCUCCUUCGAUCUCAACCAUUCAUUCUCUCGCAUUGCAUCCUUUGAUUAUAUCGCGUAAAUCAAGAAAGUGAGUAGUGUCAUGAAGCCACCCAUCGACAUGCGGAGAUCACUUCCCCGCCCCUAAAUAGUCUCAACUUCUCGAAACAGUUAGCAAAAAACGAAAGAAAUGUUUUUAGGUAGAGCUCUGUUUGUUCCCAAUAUGUAGCUAGUACGCGUUUUAUGGAAAUUUGUGUUUCACUAUGAUGGUUAAUGCUGCUGAUAAGGAAUGGAAAGUCUUGCUUAAGAACUGAGUAGCACAAUUUUGAUAUGUCUAAUGGCAGUGGUAUUGGAUCAA